Suillus fuscotomentosus is the source of this 448-nucleotide messenger RNA. RefSeq lists its product as uncharacterized. The transcript is spliced from 4 exons. The coding region runs from base 186 to 434 and encodes 82 amino acids. The record is from RefSeq and is a predicted model, not a curated record. NCBI's taxonomy places the organism in Eukaryota, Fungi, Basidiomycota, Agaricomycetes, Boletales, Suillaceae.
UCCAGUGUGCUUUGGGCACUUUGUGAUCGUUCGAGCACUGGUGACUGCACAUGCACAUGCUUCUGAUCUUCGAUCGCGUUUUACUCGCCGAUGCCCGCCUCUACACUGCUAUGUAUAAAAGAUGACUCGCAUAUGAGUGUUGAGCAUUCAUCACUUCUGUAUUGAUUGCUGCUGCUACCACUGCCAUGUUACUCCACUCCGUGGCUAUACUCGCUUGCGCCCUUAGCAUUGCUGCUCAUGCUGCUGCCUCACCCACAGCUUCCCUAGAUGAUUUGGAUCAACGUGAUGGCUUGAUGGUUGGAGUUGACGUUGACGCCGACGUUCCAGAUAAUGUCAAUCUCAGCCAAAAGCGCGCCAAUGAUACCUUGCUUAGCGUUGAUGUUGACGUCAGUGACAUUCUGAACGAUUUUACCGCAAAUGUCUUCAGUCAGUAAAUGACGCUUGUUUC